AUGCUCUUCGAAUUGCUGAAGUACAGCUCCACUGCCAUCGGAACAAUUGCCGCGUUCUACGUCGGCCUCCUCGGGCUUUUGACAACAUCAUGGUUUCAGGCUCACGUGGUAUACCUCCACGCCAUCCAAUUGACCUGGUUCAAGGACUUGGACUAUCCUGAAGUGUUCGGGUUCCUUCACAAUCAAGUUACCCCAUUCAGGAUACAAUCUAGCAGCGGCGACUCGUUGUAUGCUUGGCAUAUCCUACCAGUCGGAGCCUAUCAAAAGCACGAAGACAAACUCAUCAGAGAGCCUACAGGCUUUGUGGAGGACAUAAGCUCGCGUCUAUCCUUCAGACUGCUCCGCGGAGAUCCAGAAGCUCUUCUUGUCAUCCACUUUCACGGUGCGGGAGGCACAGUCGGCUCUGGCUAUAGAUGCCCGAACUACCGCGCUCUCUCCGCAGGACACCCGGACAAGAUCCAUGUCUUGACAUUCGACUAUCGCGGCUUCGGACGAAGCUCAGGCCAACCAUCGGAGCAGGGUAUUAUCAUCGACGCCGUAUCGGUCGUUGAAUGGGCUAUGAAUGUCGCCGAGAUUGCGCCUUCUCGAAUAAUGAUAUACAGCCAGUCUCUGGGCACAGCCGUCAACAUGGGCGUAGCAGAGUACUAUGCCCUGCAGAGUGAGCCUGUAGUGUUCGCUGGCCACAUCUUGACAGCUCCAUUUGUAGACGUUGCCACGCUUGUGUCUACGUACAGCGUCGCCGGAACGGUCCCAAUACUAGGGCCACUUGCUAAGUUCCCAGUCAUCUUCAACUAUCUGAGGACGUUCGUGCGGGAUAGGUGGUCAACCAAAGACCGAAUUGCGGCCUAUGUGAGAGCCAACGAGGCAAACGGCAAGAAGUAUCGUCUAACGAUCUUGCAUGCUGAAGAUGAUUACGACAUCCCCUGGACUCAUAGUACGACGCUCUUUUGGCAUGCUGCCAAUGCUACCCUGCCGGCAGAAAUCUCCUAUGGAGAACUUGAGACCAGGAAACAGAAAGCUCGAAUCGACUUGGGCCAGGCGGGCAGCAUUGUGGAGUGGCAAGCGCCUCACGGAAUCAUAAGGGAGCAGAUCCUCACGCAUGGGCUACACGACGUCAUUAUGGGCACUCCAAUCGUCUCACUGGCGGUUAUGCGAAUAUUUCAGGAAAGGGGAUGA
This is a messenger RNA of Lecanosticta acicola, 1176 nucleotides long. The record is from the annotation of a GenBank genome assembly. NCBI's taxonomy places the organism in Eukaryota, Fungi, Ascomycota, Dothideomycetes, Mycosphaerellales, Mycosphaerellaceae.